Rotaria sordida is the source of this 1512-nucleotide messenger RNA. The record is from the annotation of a GenBank genome assembly. NCBI's taxonomy places the organism in Eukaryota, Metazoa, Rotifera, Eurotatoria, Philodinida, Philodinidae.
AAAAAAAGAAAAAUUCAAUUCGAUGAUUUAUUGUUUGAUGAUUAGAGUUAUUUGGAUAAAACAAAAGUAACAUGUAUUAAAUGGUUACCUUCUCCUCAAACAUAUUUUAUUGCAUCUUAUUCAAGUGGUUAUUUAUAUGUAUAUGAUGAACAAUUAAAUUAUCAACGUGAUACAAAUAUUCAAUCAACAUAUUCAACAAUAAAAGAUGAUGAAAAAAAUUUUUCUAUAUCAUAUACAAAAAAUAAAUCAAAACAAACACGUAAUCCAAUAUCACGUUGGUCAAUUGGUAGUGGUAGUAUAAAUGAAUUUGCUUUUUCACCUGAUAAUAUUCUAUUAGCUGUCGUAUCACAAGAUGGUUUUCUACGAAUAUUUAAUUAUGAAAAAAUGGAAUUAGUUGCUUAUAUGAAAAGUUAUUUUGGUGGACUUCUCUGUGUAUGUUGGUCUCCCGAUGGUAAAUAUAUUGCAACAGGUGGUGAAGAUGAUUUUAUAACAUUAUUUUCUCUUGAUCCUGAUGAACAUACAUCUCGUGUAAUAUGUCGUGGUCAUGGUCAUACAUCAUGGAUAAAUUCAAUAUCAUUUGAUUCAUAUAUGAAUGCUAAAACAUAUUAUUCAUCAUUUAUUCAACCAUCAUCAUAUAAUGAUAAUGAUAAUGAUGGAAUAAAAAAUUUAAUUUCAUAUACACAUAGUGAUACAUCAUAUUGUGAUACAAAUAUUCCAUCAUUAUUUUAUCGUAUUGGUUCAGUUGGACAAGAUAAUCGUUUAUGUUUAUGGGAUAUAACAGAAGAUAUACUUAAAAUAAAUUUAAAUAGUAAACAAAAUUCUUUAACAUAUCCAUUAAUAUCAUCAUCAUCAUCACCAUCAUCAUCAACAAUAAUAUCAAAUGGUUAUACAAUAUUACCAUCUGAUAUAAUAACAAAUACACAAACAUCAACAAUAAAAUCUUCAUUUUCAUCUAUAACAUCUCGUCUUUCAUUUGUACGUCAUUCAAAUAAAAUAAAUAAAACAAUUGAUGAUACAUCUGAUUUAACAUUAAUAACACAAUCAAAUGGUUCAUCAAAAAAAUCACGAAAAUUACCAUUAUUUUUAAAUACAUCAAGUGGAACAAAAUCUUUAUCAUCAAAACUUACAACAACAACAACAACAACAACAACGACAACAUCUGAUGAUACAAAUCAAAAUUCAUUAUCAACACAAAUUAAUAAUAAUAAUUUAUCAUCACGUCAAACAAAUUUUGAUUUAACUAAAAGUACAUUUGGUACGAAUUUAUGUCCAAAAUUAGAUGAUAUACAAGUUAUUGAACCAAUUAUAACAGAAUUUAUAUCACAUGAACGUUUAAAUGGAAUUUAUUUUGGUGAAAAUUAUUUAAUUACAUCAUCACAAGAUGGACUUAUUACUAUUUGGGAAAAACCACAAAAACUUUUAAAUAUUGAUACUACUGAUGAUCGAACAAUGAGUUCAACAACAUUAAUUAACAGUAAUUCUCAUCAUUCGACAGUUUCUCAACGAUUAUAA